AGCAUUUCUGGGUGAUGGGUUUCAGAAGCGGACCCGAUUUUCACUGUUCAUUUACGACGGUCGAUUGUUCUUUUUCUCUCUCUUCUUUUCCACCUCGUUCCUCUCUCUACCUCGGCCAUGGCGAUUACCACAGCUGCAGUCAUCGUUCCAAUGGGCCUCCUCUUCUUAUUAUCAGGCUUCCUAGUGAACCUCAUUCAAAUUGUUUGCUAUGUGAUUUUUCGUCCACUUUCGAAGAAUUUGUAUAGGAGGAUAAAUAGGGUAGUGGCUGAAUUGCUAUGGUUGGAGCUCGUUUGGCUCAUCGAUUGGUGGGGUGGUGUCAAGGUUCAACUAUAUGCAGAUUCUGAGACAUUUCGCCAUAUGGGUAAAGAGCAUGCACUUGUCAUAUCGAAUCACAGAAGUGACAUUGAUUGGCUUGUUGGAUGGGUUUUAGCACAGCGCUCGGGUUGCCUUGGUAGCACACUCGCUGUGAUGAAGAAGUCAUCAAAGUUUCUCCCGGUCAUUGGCUGGUCAAUGUGGUUUUCUGAAUAUCUCUUCCUUGAGAGAAGCUGGGCUAAGGAUGAAAAUACUCUGAAGGCAGGUUUGCAGCGGUUGAAGGACUUCCCUCGGCCUUUCUGGUUGGCUCUUUUUGUCGAGGGAACCCGCUUCACACAAGCCAAGCUUUUAGCGGCUCAAGAAUAUGCUGCAUCAUCUGGCCUGCCAGUUCCAAGAAAUGUUCUGAUUCCUCGCACAAAGGGGUUCGUUUCAGCCGUCAGCAACAUGCGCACAUUUGUUCCCGCUAUAUAUGAUGUGACAGUGGCCGUUCCUAAAGAUCAACCUUCACCUACAAUGCUGAGACUUUUGAAGGGGCAGUCUUCUGUGUUGCAUGUCCAUAUGAAGCGGCAUCCAAUGAAUGAACUACCUCAAACAGAUGAGGGUGUUGCACAAUGGUGUAAAGAUACUUUUGUGGCCAAGGAUGCGCUAUUAGACAAACAUCAAGCGGAGAACACUUUUGGGGAGCAGCUGUUGCAGCCAAUCGGACGGCCAAAGAAGCCUUUACUGGUGGUUAUCUGUUGGUCAGCUAUUCUUCUAUAUGGCACCUUCAGGUUUUUCAAAUGGUCGUCAGUUUUAUCCACAUGGAAAGGAAUCCUAUUCGUGUCGGCAGGUUUGCUUUUUGUAACCCUAAUUAUGCAUGUGUUCAUCUUAUUCUCUCAAUCAGAGCGCUCCACUCCUAAAAAGGUAGCUCCUUCCAAGGACAAUAAUGUGAGCGCUCCCUUACAAACCAACCACAAGAAGGAACUUUAAUCAUUAGAAUGUAAGCAUCAUCUCUUCCCUUGUUUCAUCUUUGUAUCAGUGUAUCUUCUAAUAUAUUUUCCUUGCCUAUCUGUCUCAAACUUUGUAAGCCAAUGAGGACAAUUACGGGGUCCGGUCCCAAAUGGUAUGGACUGAGAUGAUUGUUGUUUAUGAGAGGGUAUUAGUCAAAUGAUAUGUACAUUUUUGGUGAAGAAAAGUUUCACAAGGAUGCUUUCCUUUGGUUUAGUCUCGCAGUUAGUGAUAGAAGCAUUUACUUUGUGAAUGAUAAAUGCAGCUGACCUUGACUUUUA
Molecule: messenger RNA, 1580 nt
Organism: Amborella trichopoda
Lineage: Eukaryota; Viridiplantae; Streptophyta; Magnoliopsida; Amborellales; Amborellaceae
Product: 1-acyl-sn-glycerol-3-phosphate acyltransferase PLS1
Cellular component (GO): endomembrane system
Molecular function (GO): 1-acylglycerol-3-phosphate O-acyltransferase activity
Source: RefSeq, a predicted model, not a curated record